CAUUGUGGGUACCUCAUGUGACAAGCCCAGUAUCUUUUUAAAGUCAGUUUAACAGAGGUCUCUUUGCUGCCUUCAAACCUUUGGAGAGGGCUCGCCUUCAGGCAUGCUUACUAUGGGAGCACCUGCCAGUUCUAUCAUGAAAUGGCUGGUGUGGGGACUCCUGGCGAGCUCCUAUGCAGUUGCUCAGGUACAGAAUGAUCCCACUCUGGAUCAUCACUGGAAUCUCUGGAAGAAAACCUAUGGCAGACAAUACCAGGAAAAGAACGAGGAAGUAGCACGGCGUCUUAUCUGGGAAAAGAAUCUAAAAUCUGUGAUGCUUCACAAUCUGGAAUACUCAAUGGGAAUGCAUUCAUAUGAUCUAGGCAUGAACCAUCUGGCAGACAUGACCAGUGAAGAAGUGUCAUCUUUGAUGAGUUCCCUGAGAGUUCCCAGCCAAUGGCAGGCAAAUGUCACUUACAAGUCAAAUUCUAAUCAGAAAUUGCCUGAUUCUGUGGACUGGAGAGAGAAGGGGUGUGUUACUGAAGUGAAAUACCAGGGUGCUUGUGGUGCUUGUUGGGCAUUCAGUGCUGUGGGGGCCCUGGAAGCACAGCUGAAGCUGAAAACAGGAAAUCUGGUGUCUCUGAGUGCACAGAACCUGGUAGAUUGCUCAACUGAAAGAUAUGGAAAUAAAGGCUGCAAUGGUGGCUUCAUGACAAAGGCUUUCCAGUAUAUCAUUGAUAACAACGGCAUCGAUUCGGAAGUUUCCUAUCCCUACAAAGCCAUGGAUGGAAACUGCAGGUAUGACUCAAAACAUCGAGCUGCUACAUGUUCAAAGUAUACUGAACUUCCCUUUGGCAGUGAAGAUGCCUUGAAAGAAGCUGUGGCCAAUAAAGGACCUGUGUCUGUUGCUAUUGAUGCAAAACACUCUUCUUUCUUCCUGUAUAAAAGUGGUGUCUACUAUGACCCAUCCUGUACUCAGGAUGUGAAUCAUGGUGUAUUAGUGGUUGGCUAUGGUAACCUUAAUGGAAGAGACUACUGGCUUGUGAAAAACAGCUGGGGCCUCAACUUCGGUGAGCAAGGAUAUAUUCGGAUGGCAAGAAACAGUGGAAAUCACUGUGGGAUUGCUAAUUAUCCCUCUUACCCAGAAAUCUAGAGGAUCUCUUCAUUUUAUAACAAGUCUGUAAAAUAUAACACUUUCUCUUAACUUAAUUUUACCUGCUGUAACCUGUAGAAAUAAGUGUGUCAUGACCAACUUACAUUUACUGUACGAAUAGAA
Neogale vison (American mink) is the source of this 1255-nucleotide messenger RNA. It is a transcript of the gene CTSS, whose product is annotated as cathepsin S. Gene Ontology annotation, cellular component: lysosome. Gene Ontology annotation, molecular function: cysteine-type endopeptidase activity. NCBI's taxonomy places the organism in Eukaryota, Metazoa, Chordata, Mammalia, Carnivora, Mustelidae. The record is from RefSeq and is a predicted model, not a curated record. Bases 104 to 1132 code for a protein of 342 amino acids. Gene Ontology annotation, biological process: immune response. The transcript is spliced from 8 exons.